Prorocentrum cordatum is the source of this 1400-nucleotide messenger RNA. The record is from the annotation of a GenBank genome assembly. Lineage: Eukaryota; Dinophyceae; Prorocentrales; Prorocentraceae.
GUCGGUGGGCCGCAGGCGAGAUGUCGGCCCGCCCCAGCAGCGUGGUCCGCGGCGCGAGCUCCGAGGACUGCAUGGGCCGCGUCUUCACCGGCUCCACGCGCGCCGAGGACCCCGCGGAACGCCCCCACCCCGCCCCCUCAGACGGGGGGACGCCGCCGCAUGCCCCGGGAGGCGGGUGGACCUCAGAGGGGGACGGCUGUGCCAGCGACGGCGAGCCCUUGGCGCGCCGCGCCCGCCCGCCGCCGCCGCCGGCAAGGCCCCCGCCGCCGCCCGCCGCCGCCGCGUUGGCCGCGACGGCGGCGCAGGUGGCGCUCCCUCGCGCCGAGGGCGGGCGGCUCCGGCUGCUCGCGGCCACGAGGCUGGCCUUUCGGCCGCCCCCCGGGUUGGCUGCGCUUUCGUGCGCGCACGCGCCCUCGGAGGCGGAUUGCGGCGCGGCCGCGGGCGCCGCCCCGCUCUCGGGGGAUUCGACGACCGCCAGCGCGGACGAGGACGCUCCCACCGCCCGCGCUGCCCUGGCGGCGCCUCCUCUGGCCGGGCGUCUGCCGUCGGUGGGCUCCGCGCUGCACGCCUCCGGCACGUGCAGGCCUUGCGGUUGGUUCUGGAAGCGGGGUGGCUGCCAGAACGGCGCGGAGUGCCGCCACUGCCACGUCUGUUCCGCGGACGUGUUGGUCCAUCGCAGGAAGCAGAAGACGCUGGCCUUCAAGCAUCAGGCACUGCAGCUUCGGCAUGCGGGCCACCCGGGCCUCUCCGUGGCAGCCACGGAACAGCGCAUCGCAGCCCUGGCAGCAGCGCAAAUGCAGUUGGGCGUGCUGGCACCACCAGGGCUGCAAGGGCAGCUGUCCAUAGGCUCCGCCCUGCACGCAUCGGGUGCGUGCAAGCCGUGCAGCUGGUUCUGGGGGCCCGGGGGCUGCGAGAACGGCAGCGAGUGUUUGCGCUGUCAUAUGUGUUCGCCGGGGGAGCUCUUGCGGCGCAGGCGCGACAAGCAGACGAUGGGCGUCGCUGCCGUCCGCCGCCUGUCCGUGGAGGGGGGCGGCCGUGGCGACGGCGCUCUGGAGCUGCCCUGGCGCUGCCGUGGACUCGGACGUUGCAUCCCGCCCGCCCGCACCCUCGCGAGCCGAGGCGGGGCGAGGGCGCUUUUCCUCCCCUCCGGGCGCACAGCGAGCUGCCGAGGCGCGCCCACCUUCAUGGCCGCGCGCCGGCAAGCGACACGCCCGCCACUGGGCUAUGGACGGCGCCCGCGGGCGACCCUCUGCGGCGGCGCGGCCGCCUGGCCGCGGUGCCCCCCGCGGAGCCUUUUUCCGAGCGCACCUUGUAGCAGCGAUACGAUACUAUGUUAUUUGGGCCUAGUUCCACUCUCAGUGUUACAGCGCCUGACCGAAGGUGUUGCGCGACAUGUCUGA